Messenger RNA from Chanos chanos (milkfish), 872 nucleotides. RefSeq names its product bridging integrator 3 (gene bin3). Gene Ontology annotation, molecular function: protein binding; lipid binding. The coding region runs from base 96 to 857 and encodes 253 amino acids. Gene Ontology annotation, cellular component: actin cytoskeleton; cytoplasm. Gene Ontology annotation, biological process: plasma membrane tubulation; actin cortical patch localization; endocytosis. The transcript has 9 exons. The record is from RefSeq and is a predicted model, not a curated record. Lineage: Eukaryota; Metazoa; Chordata; Actinopteri; Gonorynchiformes; Chanidae.
UGGUCACUGUUCUGGUUUCGGAGCCGGGACGGCGAUGAUUCUGUUGAAAAAUAGUUAAAACCUCUUGUUAUAUUUGGACUUAAAUUGACGUCAAAAUGAGCUGGAUUCCAUUCAAGAUUGGACAACCCAAGAAACAGAUUGUUUCGAAAACCGUUGAAAGGGACUUUGAACGCGAAUAUGAAAAACUUCAAAAGUUGGAAGACCAGACAAAGAAGCUACAUAAAGACAUGAAGAAAAGCACCGAGGCUGAUAUAGCCAUGUCCAAAGCGGCAGUGAAGAUCUCGGCAGAUCUGUUGAGUAACCCACUGUGUGAACAGGACCAGGCAUUUCUGGAGUCCAUGACGGCUUUGGACACCGCCAUGAGAAGGAUGGACUCUUUCAAUCAGGAGAAAGUGAAUCAAAUCCAGAAGACGGUGAUAGACCCUCUAAAAAAGUACAGCAGUGUGUUUCCCAGUCUGAACAUGGCGGUGAAGAGGAGGGAACAGGCUCUUCAGGACUACAAGAGACUUCAGUCCAAAGUGGAAAAAUAUGAGGAAAAGGAAAAAACUGGACCAAUCAUGGUCAAACUGCACCAGGCCAGGGAGGAACUGCGGCCGGUCAGGGAGGAUUUUGAGGCGAAGAAUAAACAGCUGCUGGACGAGAUGCCCAAAUUCUACCAGAGUCGUUUAGACUAUUUCCAGCCCAGCUUUGAAGCUCUCAUUCGUGCACAGGUGGUGUACUUCACAGAGAUGCAUAAUAUCUUCAGUGAGCUGACGGAUCAGAUUGAUCAGGGCGGCCUGACGGAUGAACAGAGGGUUCGAGAGAACGAGGCCAAACUCAAUGAGCUACGGGCCCUGUCCAUAGUGGCAGACGACUGAGAGAGAGUGAGAGAG